Pimephales promelas (fathead minnow) is the source of this 717-nucleotide messenger RNA. It is a transcript of the gene smtlb, whose product is annotated as somatolactin beta. Gene Ontology annotation, cellular component: extracellular region. Gene Ontology annotation, molecular function: growth hormone activity; growth hormone receptor binding. Gene Ontology annotation, biological process: animal organ development; positive regulation of tyrosine phosphorylation of STAT protein; growth hormone receptor signaling pathway. The record is from RefSeq and is a predicted model, not a curated record. NCBI's taxonomy places the organism in Eukaryota, Metazoa, Chordata, Actinopteri, Cypriniformes, Leuciscidae.
AUGAAGAAAACUACAGUUCUCCAGGUGUGUGUGGCGUGUGUGCUCGGCUCGCUGCGGGCCGUGGUCGCGUCCGCUGUGGACUGUCCAGAUCCAGAAACUGGAGGAACAUCCUGUACCAUCUCACUGGAGAAGCUUCUGGACCGAGCCGUCCAACACGCAGAGCUCAUCUACCGCGUCUCACAGGAGUCCAAGUUGCUGUUUGAGGAGAUGCUGGAUUCAUUCGGAGGUGUGCAUCUGCACGUUCCCAGCGGGACCAUGUGUGCUCCAAAAACAGUGUCGAUGUCUAAGAGUGAAAUCCAGCAGAUAUCUGAUAAAUGGAUCCUUCACUCACUCCUGAUCCUGAUCCAGUUCUGGACGGGUCCACUGGCCGAUCUGCAGGCGUCUCUUGAGAAUUAUGGGAACGCCUCAAGUGCCCUGCUUAGCAGGAGCCAAUGGAUGUCGAGCAAACUAAUGAGUCUGGAGCAGGGGGUUCUGGUUCUUGUUAGACAGAUCCUGGGCGACGGGAGUUUGCUGUUGGAGGCUCCUGAUGAGACGUCCAAUCACGUCGUCUCCUCCGAUGUGGAGUCUCUUAGGAGAGGCUACAACGCGCUCGUCUGCUUCAGGAGAGAUGCCCACAAGAUAGAGACUUUCCUCAAACUCCUGAAGUGCCGCCAGAUCGAUAAAGAGAAUUGCUCCUUUUUCUAAACUAAACUUCUUGGCUUCUUCUGCCAGAUUAUU